Molecule: messenger RNA, 5091 nt
Organism: Leopardus geoffroyi (Geoffroy's cat)
Lineage: Eukaryota; Metazoa; Chordata; Mammalia; Carnivora; Felidae
Gene: TTK
Product: TTK protein kinase
Exons: 22
Coding region: 766-3330 (854 amino acids)
Biological process (GO): protein localization to kinetochore; mitotic spindle assembly checkpoint signaling; meiotic spindle assembly checkpoint signaling
Cellular component (GO): kinetochore; nucleus; spindle
Molecular function (GO): protein binding; protein serine/threonine/tyrosine kinase activity; ATP binding
Source: RefSeq, a predicted model, not a curated record
UCAGGUAGCUCCGCCCAGAGGUGGUUCGCUCCCCGGCAAAAAUUUGGCCUGAUUAAACAGGGAAGUGCAAGAAAGCCAGCUCAAAAACACCUCCCGAACGUGCAUGGAAAUCGAGCACCUCGCUACCGCAGGCGCCCCGCCCGGGGUUAGAGGGUGAGACACUCCCAAGACGCACUCCGCGGAUCACUGGGGGCGGGGCAUUGCCUACGCACGCGAGCCAAUCAGAGAAGACGUUUUCACGUGACGAGAACUGAGCAAUAAGCAGACGCGAAGAUAGCGGCGGGGAAAUUCAAACGUGUUUGCGGAGAGGGAUUUGGGUUCCAUCUUUUCUUCCCUUCUCCGCUUUCUGGCGAAUCCAAGCAAGCAUUCCCUCACAUUAAAAACAUAAUAAUAAGUGAAUUUGCAGAUGGCCCAGAGAAAAUAAUUCUGGAAAAAGAGUGAAAGGAAAUUGUGGAAGAAAAAUGGAAAGUUUGAAAGCAAGGAGGGGUAGCAACGUCUGUGUUGUGCAAUGACUUCGUUGAAGUUCUUUUGGGAAGAAAAGGUAUAUGUGGCCUAUUGGAAACCUUGCUGGACAAAUUACAAGGAUGUGCUGUUGUUUUUAUCCACAUAGCUUCACAAAUACUCUAAUUAAUCUGUUUAGAUGUGUUCGUAUAACUAAUGCUAUAGUCUUCUGGGUAAAAAAAAGGCUAGUUGAGACAUCUUUUUUUUCUUUAAUGCUAGUGAAAAGGAAUGAUAUGACCAGUUUACUUUUUUUAUGCCUUAGAAAUGGAGGCCGAGGAUUUAAGUGGCAGAGAAUUGACAAUUGAUUCUAUAAUGAACAAAGUGAGGGAUAUUAAAAAUAAAUUUAAAAAUGAAGACCUUACUGAUGAGCUAAGCUUGAAUAAAGUCUCUGCCGAUACUACAGAUAACUCGGGAACUGUCAACCAAAUUAUGAUGAUGGCAAACAACCCGGAGGACUGGUUAAAUUUGUUGCUCAAACUAGAGAAAAACAGUGUCCCUCUGAAUGAUGCUCUUUUAAAUAAAUUAAUUGGUCGUUACAGUCAAGCAAUUGAAGCACUUCCUCCAGAUAAAUAUGGCCAAAAUGAGAGUUUUGCUCAAAUUCAAGUGAGAUUUGCUGAAUUAAAAGCUAUUCAAGAGCCAGAUGACGCACGGGACUACUUUCAGAUGGCCAGAGCAAACUGCAAGAAAUUUGCUUUUGUGCAUAUAUCUUUUGCACAAUUUGAAUUAUCACAAGGUAAUUUCAAAAAAAGUAAACAACUUCUUCAUAAAGCUGUAGAAUGUGGAGCAGUACCACUGGAAAUGCUAGAAAUUGCCAUUCGGAAUUUAAACCUUCAAAAAAAGCAGCUGCUUUCAGAGGAGGAAAAGAAGAGUUUAUCAGCAUCUACAAUAUUAACUGCUCAAGAAUCAUUCCCCAAUUCACUUGGACAUUUACAGAAUAGGAACAUCAGUUGUGAUUCCAGAGGACAGACUACUAAAGCCAAGUUUUUGUAUGGAGAAAACUUGCCCCCUCAAGAUGCAGAAACAGGUCAUCGAAAUCCCUUGAAACAAACAAAGAAAGCUAAACGGUCAUGCCCUUUUGGAAGAGUCCCAGUUAACCUUCUAAGUAGCCCGGAUUAUGGGAAGACAGAUGAUUCAGUUGUACCAAGUUUUACAAAAAGACAGACCUCUGGAUCAGAACGCCAAGAUAUGAUUGUACCUGGAUCUAAAUCAAGUGGAAAUGAUUCCAGUGAAUUGAGAAAUUUAAAGUCUAUUCAAAAUAUCCAUUCCAAGGAACCUCUGAUGUCGGAUGAGAAGAGUUCUGAACUUAUUACAGAUUCAGUAACCUUGAAGAAUAAAACUGAAUCAAGUCUUCUAUCAAAAUUAGAAGAAAUUAAGGCACAUCAAGAACCAAAGGUUCCAGAGAGUAACCAGAAACAAUGGCAGUCUAAGAGAAAGUCAGAAUGUAUAAACCAGAAUCCUGCUGUAUCUUCAAAUCAGUGGCAGAUUCCAGACACAGCCCAAAAAGUUGAUACAGAGAAACAAACCACUUUUGAGCAACCUGCCUUUUCAGUUUCAAAGCAGUCACCACCAAUAUCAGCACCUAAAUGGAUUGACCCAAAAUCUGUUUGUAAGACACCCAGUAGCAGUGCCUUGGAUGAUUACAUGAGCUGUUUUAGAACUCCAGUUGUAAAGAAUGACUUUCCACCUGCUUGUCAGUUGUCAACACCUUAUAGCCAACUUGCCUGUUUCCAGCAGCAGCAGCAAAUACCUGUUACUCCACUUCAAACUUUACAGAUUUCAGCAUCCUCUUCAACAAAUGAAUGCAUUUCAGUUAAAGGAAGAAUUUAUUCCAUAUUGAAGCAGAUAGGAAGUGGAGGCUCAAGUAAGGUAUUCCAGGUAUUGAAUGAAAAGAAACAGAUACAUGCUAUAAAGUAUGUGAACUUAGAAGAAGCAGAUAAUCAAACAAUCGAUAGUUAUCGGAAUGAAAUUGCUUAUUUGAAUAAACUACAACAACACAGUGAUAAGAUCAUCCGACUUUAUGAUUAUGAAAUCACGGACCAGUACAUUUACAUGGUAAUGGAAUGUGGAAAUAUAGAUCUUAAUAGUUGGCUCAAAAAGAAAAAAUCCAUCAAUCCAUGGGAACGUAAAAGUUACUGGAAAAAUAUGUUGGAGGCAGUUUACACAAUUCAUCAACAUGGCAUCGUUCACAGUGAUCUGAAACCUGCUAACUUUCUGAUAGUUGAUGGAAUGCUAAAACUAAUUGAUUUUGGGAUUGCAAAUCAAAUGCAACCAGAUACAACAAGUAUUGUUAAAGACUCUCAGGUUGGUACAGUUAAUUAUAUGCCACCAGAAGCAAUCAAAGAUAUGUCUUCCUCAAGAGAGAAUGGGAAAUCCAAGUCAAAGAUAAGCCCCAAAAGUGACGUUUGGUCCUUAGGAUGCAUUUUGUACUAUAUGACUUAUGGGAAGACACCAUUUCAACAUAUAAUUAAUCAGAUUUCUAAAUUACAUGCCAUAAUUGACCCUAAUCAUGAAAUCGAAUUUCCUGAUAUCCCAGAGAAAGAUCUUCAAGAUGUGUUAAAGUGUUGUUUAAUAAGGGACCCUAAACAGAGGAUAUCCAUUCCUGAGCUUCUGGUGCAUCCAUAUGUUCAAAUUCAAACUCAUCCAGGUAAUCAUAUGGCUAAGGGCACCACUGAAGAAAUGAAAUAUGUUCUGGGCCAACUCGUUGGUCUGAAUUCUCCUAACUCCAUUUUGAAAGCUGCUAAAACUUUAUAUGACCGAUAUAGUAGUGGUGAAGGUCAUGAUUCCUCUUCAUCAUCCAAGACUUUUGAAAAAAAAUGGGAGAAAAAAUGAUUUGCACCUACUCACAAACUGUCAAAUAUCAACUGUAAAAAUAUAUUGGACUGUUAUACUCUUGAUUCUCUGUGGAAACUGCUCUUAAGGACAACUUAAUCCUGAAAUGUCAAUGGCAGAAAAAUUCAGUGGAUUAUUCUCAAAAGAAAACUGUAAAAAUAAUAACCACUAAUGAUACUAUAUAUAUUAAGUUGUAGAAUUGUUCUCUCUCUUUUAUGCUUUCCUGCAAAUCUACUCUAUUUGAUAUCACAUCACACUUAGAAUAGUGGAUGGACAACUGAAAUAUAUUCUGAAGAACUAUGUAAAUAAAGCUUUGUAGCAUAAAAUGACACUAAAAUGUAAAAAAAUGUAUGGUUAUUUUCUUUAAGCUAAUGCACUGCUGGUGUGGCAGCAAAACACUUUUAAAAAAUUGAGUUAAGGGAAGACACAAGAGUCUUCAAGAAGAAAAUUCCAAAGGGUUUGAAUUCUAAAAUAGAUUUCCUGAUUGCUUUAUGGCACUGAUGCAGUCCAGAGUUUUAGAGCUGCACUGGUUCUUUUAAUUCUCCCUUUGAUUCUUCAUAAUACCGAUUGUUUUUGGUGUUUAGAGUAUCAUGCUGGCUUCUGUGGUAUAAGUUGUAUAGGGCGUGCCCUUAGUGUAUGACUUGCUUGGUAAUUGGUAAUUACCAAUGUAGUCUUAGAAUCUUUGGGACUAAAUCUAAUACAUUCUCCCUCCAUCUUACCUUUUCUUUAUUUAGAUUUCAUUAGACUUUUUUUUUUUUUUUUAAAGUUUAUUUGUUUUGAGAGAGAGCGUGAGCAGGGGAGGAGCAGAGAGAAAAAGAGAGGGAGAAUCCCAAGCAGGCUCAGUGCAGAGCCUGACUCCGGCUCGAUCUCACAAACUGUGAGAUCAUGACCUGGGCUGAAACCAAGAGUUGGACAUUCAAUGGACUGAGCCACCCAGGGGCCCCUCAAUAGACCUUUUUAGAUCUUUUUUAGAUCAGUUUUAGGUUCACAGAAAAAUUGAGGGGAAGGUGCAGAGAUUUCCCAUAUAGCCUUUGCCUUCACACAUGCACCAUCUCCCCUAUUAUCAACAUCCCCCACCAGAUUGGUACAUUUCUUAAAUUUAAUGAACCUACAUUGGUACACCAUAAUAGUUGUCUGAAGUCUGUAGCUUACAUUACAGUUCAUUCUUGCUGGUGUACAUUCUGUGCAUUUGGACAAAUGUAUAAUGAGAAUACAGAGAAUUUUCAUGGACCUAAAAAUUCUCUGUGCUCCUCCUAUUCAUCCCAUCCCUACCCCAUAAUCCCUUGGCAACCACUGAUUUUAUUGUGUCGAUAGUUUUGCCUUUUCCAGAACACCAUGUAGUUGGGAGUUGUACAGUUGGUAACCUUUUCACAUUAAUUUCUUUCACUUAGAAAAGGUUCCUCCAGGGGCACCUGGGUGUCUCAGUUGGUUGGGCGUCCGACUUUGGCUCAGGUCAUGAUCUCACAGUUCGUGAGUUUGAGCCCCGCAUUAGCUCUGUGCAGACAGCUCAGAGCCUGGAGCCCACUUUGGAUUCUGUGUCUCCCUCUCUCUCUGCCCCUUCCCCGCUUGCGCUCAGUCUCUCUCUCAAAAAUAAACAAACAUAAAAAAAAAAAAAAAAAAAGGUUCCUCCAGGUCUUUUCAGUGCCUAAUGAUAUUCCAUUAUGUGUAUGUACUGCAGUUCAUCCAUCCAACUACUGAAGGUCAUCUUGAUUGCUUCCAAAUUUUGACAAUUACGAAUAAAGCUGCUAUAAUCUGUGUGCA